Messenger RNA from Scylla paramamosain (green mud crab), 7141 nucleotides. Its product is annotated as 6-phosphofructo-2-kinase/fructose-2,6-bisphosphatase 1-like. Gene Ontology annotation, cellular component: cytosol. Gene Ontology annotation, molecular function: 6-phosphofructo-2-kinase activity; ATP binding; fructose-2,6-bisphosphate 2-phosphatase activity. Bases 1046 to 2467 code for a protein of 473 amino acids. The record is from RefSeq and is a predicted model, not a curated record. NCBI's taxonomy places the organism in Eukaryota, Metazoa, Arthropoda, Malacostraca, Decapoda, Portunidae. The transcript has 11 exons. Gene Ontology annotation, biological process: fructose 2,6-bisphosphate metabolic process; fructose metabolic process.
UUGUGGCGGCAGACGGUGCGAGGCUGCUGCUGGGUGUGUGGUGUUCUGUGGCGCUGCGUUCUUCAUUCAUCGACCGAGUGACACCAAAGGCCACCCAUGUGUAGCAAGGUCUUGUUACAAAAAUCAAGUGUUUGCGACAACACGUACCCGUACCACAAGGAGUACGGGCUGACGGAAGGCUAUAGUGACUCCGUGGUUCUGUGGCUCUUGUAGUCUGAUUUUAACCAGCCUAGUAACACCAUCACUCCCUGAGGUGGUAUGUACACUAUUCAUAUUACUCGAGCAGUGCAUUGAGGUUGUACACAACCUCUCUCUUUGGCAGCUUUGGACUCUACAAGCCAUUUUAAAGCGAACCAGCGAGACAAAAAAAUCAGUACCUUCGAGAUUAUAAGUGUGACCAAGCACUGCACCUAGCACACGACAAUCCAGAAAGUAUUGCCCAAAGUGCUCAUUACCACUUUCGUUUUCUGUUCUCUGAGCUUCCGUGUUCAUCUUAAUCCGGAAGGAACUGUACUCGUGUUAGCAGAAGGGUCGGCGCCGCUCACCGUGAAGGUCACUCGGGAUAUCUGUCACUCCCACUGCAGACAGAUAUAUAAACACCCCGUUGGGAACUGUUCAUCAUUACCUGCUCCGGGGUGGUGAGGAAACGUGGGUGACGCUCAUCCUCAACUCAAGAACUAAUACGACUUGGUACAGGCUACAAGCCACACACGCCGCGGACCAACGCCACCCAGCGCCGUUCCUCGGUCUUGGUGCUUUUUAGACUUCGUGACAUCUCCCAGGUCUUGAACAUCGCGGCACAUCGUAUCCGUACUAAAGCUGGAAAGACUACACGCGGCAGUUAAACACUGAAACAAAGCGUGGAAAGAGAACACACUGCUGCACUUGCUAAUGCGAAUUGACCAAGAGACGCAGUUGUUUUUCGCGUAGCUGGUAAUUACUGCAACGCACUUCGGUUAUUUCCGCGGUUAGAGAAGCCUUGCAAGUUUUGUUGGCGCGUUGUGGCAAGGCACUGAAACACUGCCCAUUGAACAUUGAACAAGUAAUGGCACCCACCCCAACCAUGGAGCCGUUAUCAGGGGAGGAUGAGUGGCGCAGGAUGGAGCGAGAGCACCCUGUGAUGAGGAUGACCAGGAAUGAUAAGGAGGCCGGCAUGGACUAUGUCAACACUCCGCAUGUGGUGGCCAUGGUGGGGCUGCCGGCGAGGGGCAAAACGUACAUUGCCAUGAAGCUGGCCCGCUACUUGAACUGGGUGGGACUUCCAACUAAAGUGUUCAACGUGGGUGACUACCGCCGCCAAGCCCUUGGGAACUACCAGGGGCAUGACUUCUUCCACCCGAGGAACAGGGACGGCACCAACAUCAGAAACAAGUGUGCUCUGGAUGCCCUGCAGGAUGUGUGUGAGUUCCUGCAGACGGGUGGCAUGGUGGCGGUGUACGAUGCCACCAACACCAGCAUGGAGCGGCGGAAGCUGAUCUAUGACGUUGUGUGUGAGCGCAUGGGGUACAAACUCUUCUUUAUUGAGUCCAUCUGCAACGCCCCCAACAUCAUUGAGACCAACAUCAUGGAGUGUAAGGUGACCAACCCAGACUACACCAACAUGGAGAAGGAGGAUGCUGUGAAGGACUUCUUGAAGCGCAUUGAGCAUUACCGCCUCUUCUAUGAACAGCUGGAUGAGGAGAAGGAGACCAAGUAUAGCUUCAUGAAGAUCUAUGAUGCUGGUCGGCGAGUGGUGGUUCACAAGCAGGAAGGCCACAUUGAGAGCCGCAUUGCUUAUUACCUCAUGAACAUCCACAUCACACCGCGCUCCAUCUACCUGACUAGGCAUGGUGAGUCUGUCUUCAACCAGCUGGGGAGGAUUGGAGGGGACUCGGACCUCUCCUACAGGGGUCGGCAGUAUGCCAACGCCCUCGCCAAGUUUAUUGCAGAGCAGAACAUCACAAACCUGCGUGUGUGGACGUCCUGCAUGAAGAGAACCAUCCAGACUGCCUCAGGCAUCGAUGCGCCACAGGAGAGAUGGAAGGCACUCAAUGAAAUUGAUGCUGGCAUUUGUGAAGGUCUGAUGUAUGAGGAGAUCCAGGAGCAAUACCCUGAGGAGUUUGCUGCCAGGGACCAGAACAAGUACUCCUACAGGUAUCCCCGUGGUGAGUCGUACGAGGACGUGGUGGUGCGGCUGGAGUCUGUCAUCAUGGAGCUGGAGAGGCAGGAGAAUGUGCUGGUGGUGGGCCAUCAGGCAGUGCUGCGCUGCGUGCUGGCAUACUUCCUUGACAAGCCGGGAGUGGAGCUGCCAUACCUGAAGGUGCCGCUCCACACCAUCAUCAAGCUGACCCCUCAGGCCUACGGUUGCAAGGUGGAGUUCUUCAAGAUCCCCAUUGACUGUGUUGACACCCACCGAUCCAAGCCUGUGGACUGUAGUAUUGGGAGAAACCCUCAGGAUGCUCUGGUGACUGUCCCAUCCCACUACUGAGUCAGCGCGUCACCACCACCAGGCACUGGCCGGUCUCCUCAUGGCACCACGUGAGAACUGUUCAAACCACAGCCACACUGGCACUCUGGCACUGCUGGGAUAGUGGCCAGGCAUAUGUGUAAUGCUUUUCUCUUGUGACUAGUUUUGGUUUUAUCACAGUGACUGGUAUGUUAGUGAGUAGGUGUGCUCAGUAGAGAUUAGGAAACAUUUAGACUGCUUACAGUACUCACUACUGUGUAGCUAAAGAAAGACAACACUUUCACCACUUAUAGCAUCUCAAAGGAUGACAAAAAUUGAAUGGUCAUUGUGUGCUGAAUUGUACUUUUAAAUCUUACCAAAUCUUACCAUCAAUUUCUUUGCAGUGUCACUUUCAAGUCAUGUGGUAUUCUAGUUACAGGAUGUGUAUGGCAACUUCUCUUGAUUAAGAUACACUUAAUUUGCAAUCCAGACAACAUCAUGUAGCAGUAGUAGCAGUACUAGUGUUUCUUGUCACUGUGUUAUCAGUUAUGAAUUUGGAACUUUUUUAGAAAACUCAUGAGAAAAUGCAAACUGAGAGUUCAGUAAGUUAGUUUGAAAGUGGAAUGAAAGUAGUAUUAUGUUUUUAAUAAUUUACAAUGUUAGAAAGAUUUACUUAGUUACAUAUUUAGCAGAUUUCCUUCAACUGUCAAGCUUUUAUUGAGAAGUAAGAAUGGAAAUUAAUCAAACUUGGACACAAAUCUAAGUCAGACCUGAAUCCUGAAUCUGGGGCUGGAUCUUCAAGAUGUCUCGUGAUGAGUGUUGAGGCAAGGUACGUGGCCAGACCUUGGGGUGCUGGUGACUUUGUUGACGGGAAAGAAGGGUUAAAAAGUUUCUCCAACAACCUGACAACUGCAUCACAAGCUGUCACUGGGCUUUGGGAGUGGUGUGGCACAAGUCAUGAGGCAACAUGAGCAGGAGCCGUCAGAUCAUUAGGGAAAUUUUCGUGUGAUGAUAUUUUGAAAGUGUAGCUCUAGAUCUUCAUUCAGGGUGAAGAGAAAGGACUAAGUGAUACUGAAUGUGUGUGUGUGUGUGUGUGUGUGUGUGUGUGUGUAGUUUGCAGUACUGCACUUAGUUUGAUGCUAAGAGAAUAUACUCACAACAUUAUGGCAAUAACAAGUGGCAGCAACAGUUUAGAAUGAGACUUGGUGUAUCUUUGGUGGAUGACUGGUGUACUGCUGGCCACACAGGCAGGUGUAGUGUGCAUUUGUCAUUGACAUCAUGUAUCUAAGACCUGCUGUGUGCACUUGAGUAUUAUUAUUAUUAAUAUUAUUAUUAUUAUUAUUAUUAUUAUUAUUAUUAUUAUUAUUAUUAUUAUUAUUAUUAUGGUGAUGAUGGGGACAAGGCCUGGCUGUGCGCUCUCCAGCCAGGUUGAAAGAAUACUGCCACCACAUUCCCUUUGCAUUGUGAAAAGUAACUGAAAGGAAUGCAAUGAAGGGACUGGGAAUCAUCCUGUCCUCUGUGUUUUUAUUCCACCAUUCAGAAGAAACAUGAUACCUUGCCUAGGUUAACCCCCUUGAAGGGGACUCUCAGCCUGGUAGAUAGAUUACUAUUGUUAUCAUCAUCAUUAUUAUUAUUAUUAUUAUUAUUAUUAUUAUUAUUAUUAUUAUUAUUAUUAUUAUGAUUGUGAUUAUGAUGAUGAUGAUGAUAAUGGAGAUUUUAUAUAAGACUGUCAGUUUUUAAUAUUGUGAUGCGCAAGCUUGUGUCAAUUUGUUCUUAUCACCAUAAACAAACAUUAGUAUUGUCAUGAGUGAGGUGCUGGGCUGGUGUGUGUUGGCCCUCCUGGUGACGGGUGUGGGGAUCAAGAGCACACGUGUGAAUCAAUGGCAAAACAGAAAUUGAACUUUGUUCAUUUUUCUAGACUAUCAUAGGUAUAUAUAAGAGAUUAAAGUGCACAAAAAUCAUCUGAUCCAGCAGUCCCUGCGUCGCCUUGCAUCACACACGCUGGGACACAGGCAGUGCUCACCCUUGUGGUGGAGAAACUCCUUGGAAGGUAACUCAAGAGUUUAUUUAUAUUGAAUAUUGAUGCACAGUGAAAGAGGCUAACAUUAAUACUUGCACAACACUGCUUUGCUUGCUGUGAUCAGAUCAAAUCUUUGUGUUGCACAACAAGUGUGUGAACAAAAAGGCACUUCCAUUGCUUUUGAGCACUUAAAAUGCUUAUGGGUAGGGUUGUAGUUGUUGAUACAGUAUAUAUACUAUUUAUAGUUUUAUCUCGAGAAAUCUGGGAACUUUUUUAGUAUUUGUGUCAGUACAACAAUUGUUAAUCCAGUGAGAGAAGAAAAGCAGCGAUCUCAUUUCUUUGUGAUGAUUUGGUUGUAAGCCUCCAAAUUAGCUUUCGUCUUAACAUGAGUAGUAGAGGUUGGUGCAUUAUUUACAGAGAACAUUGUGGAAGUGAACAGCCCUGAGGGCCUCAUGUGUGCAGGCAGUGCUCCUGACAACCUUUGUGUUGUAAUGGACAAUGAUGUAUGCUCAACACUAAAUCUAUUUAUUCGUUUGCCAAUAAUACAACAGUGUUGAUAAGCAAUAGUUUGGUAUGAUAUCACAGGAUUGUGCAGCUUUGUAACUGGUUAAUUUCAGUUCAUAAAUAUAUUUCCUUUCCUUGAUCUCCUUGGUUGACUUCAAAAGAGAACUUGCUUGCUGAUGCCUCAGCAUUGUUACUGAUGUCACUGCUUGGAGUUGCUUUAUCAGAUUUUUUUGAGAAAUCUAUAAUUGGUAGAUUCAAGUAUUCAUGUACUAUGUCUGUAAAAAAUGUUUGAUUUACUGACAAACUUACAGUGAUUAAGAGCAAUGUUGUUUGGGUUUAGUAUUUAUUAAAGUUUGAAAUAUAAUUUAUUGAAAUGCAACUAUACAACAAUGCAAUACACAAUUAUGAUAGAGGUUAUACUUUGGAUGUGAAAAAUGUACCUGAGAAACUUGCAAAUAAUGUCAGGUAUUACAUACAUAUUUAUCCCUAAAUUACAUGUCUUAGGUAAACUUGAGCACUGUAAUGAAAUAGAAAAGUUAAAUAACCCUAAUACUUAUCUUUGUAGAAGUGUUAUGUGAAAGUUUUUAAUGAAUUAAUGACAUGAUGAUGUGAUUGCACCAGUUUGUGGUGCAGUGAACAGUUUGUGGUGCAGUGAUUCUUCCGCUCACACAACACCUGAGUGGUGGCAUCAGUGAGGUCAGCAGGAGUCUGAGGCAUGAAGCUCAGAACCCUGGUGGGAGGUACAAAAGGUUGCAAGUUUGUGAGCUGCUGCCAGGAGUCUAAGCCUGACCCAUGUGAAUGGAGAAAUUUGCUUCCAAAAUCAAAAUAAGUUAGAACAGGCAAGUGGGAAGGCAUGCAGAACACAUGAAGGACACUGGGGAAUAGUUACUUGGUAUCAUUGUAGGGAGGCUGACCAUGAUGUUCGCUGUAAGGGCUGCAGUGGUACAUGCACUAUACAGUGUUAUUAGUGGGCUGAUGGGGGGGUGUAUUAUUGUAUGGUAUAAAUGGAGAAAAGAAAAUAGUAGCAGUCAUAUAAGAGGCAGCAUCAGAGGGACAUUCAUUGAGCAACACAAUUAACUGACAGGCAGUGGCAGCAGUGGCAUCACGGCCACCACAACAAGUGGUGUGGUGAUUGGUGAGGCAUGCCAGGCUGAUGGUGUCAAAUGAAGACCACCUUGUUUGGUCCGUUGUUGCUCUCUAAAACAUGUGUUCACAAGUGUAUUUUUGAUGUAUGGUGUAUUCCUUGUUGCUUGUGUGAAAUAGUUGACAAUAUAAACAUUUUUUGGCUUCUAUAGAUAUAUAUUUUGUUAUCAUGUAUAAAGCAUAACUGAACAUGGGAUGGAGUCACUUCUUAUUGCCAUGUAAAGAAUAGUGCCAAGCCAUGUACUGGGUUGUUGCUGCCUGGUGAACUCUGCAGCAGCUCCAGGUGACGCUGCUCAUGCAACACUGCGGCCACUGUAGUGUUGCUGAUGGAAACUGCCACAUGAAGACCCCUCCAAUGCUGCCUCUGUAAAGUAUUAGAACAUCAGUCUGCCUUCUGACCGUCACAGAGGAGAAGGGAUUAAUUUCAUAAUGGAAUUACAAGUUACUACAUACACUAUAUUUAAUUGUGUAUGUGAGUGGAGUGUGAUACGUCAAAGGGUCUGAAUCACUUUCUAAUAAUGCAUCUCGUGUAUUCUCUUGGAUUUCAAACACUGCAUAAAUAUUUAGAAGUAAUGUUCCUUAGUAUUUAAGAUUUAAUACUUUGUUAUUAAGUGAUGACUUAAACUUCAGAGUUUGAAGAAACCGAUUUUUGAAGUAAGAAAUAUUUUAACUAUGAAAGCAAGGUGAAAAUCAAAUUAUUUUUCUAUAAUUCUUCAAAGUGUUGCUGGGAUGACAUUUCCCUGUAGGAGAGGAAAUGUGAGUGGCUGAUGAAGAAUAAGACUGUAGCAAAUACAAAACUGUGACAGUCAAGAAAGGCAACCAUGUACAAGUGUGUGUGUGUGUGUGUGUGUGUGUGUGUGUGUGUGUGAGAGGUGGUACAGUAAGGUUUGAAGUAGCAUUAUUCUUCCUGUACUUGAUGUUUAGCUCUGUUGGAAUGUCCUGAUGAUGGAUACAAAGCAAUAGUGUACGAUGCUUUUUAUUGCAAUUACUGUGCUGGUUUUUAUAAUUUAUUUUGUUGACGCAAUUUCCAUAAAACUUUGCAUUAUUCA